AUUGCGAUGAACAACUUUCAGCGGCUAUUGGACUCGGCCCGGGAGGACGUGGCGCGAGGUACCAAGCCCGUCGCGCGGCGCCCGCGGACCCCGGACGUCAUCGAGAAGGUGUUAAUGUACCUCUUGGAGCUCGACGAAGAUGGCUUUGGUGAUUUGUUUGCGUUUGAGCAGCGCGUAAUCCCUUUCUUUGAAGGCAGCGCCACCGAGUACCGCCUCGAGUGCACGCAGGCUCACGACGAGUUCCAAGCACUCGUCGAAACCAAGCUCGAGCGCUUCUUGACCAAAGAGGGCUGGACGCCCACCGAGUUUUACGACCACCUCCGCGCCGAGCUCAGCACGAUGGACUCGCUUCGGAGCGAGCACGAGCACGCGGAAGACCUCGUGCGCAUGAUCCACGACGCGUUCGACUUUGACUCGUGGGCGCAGAGCAUGCGCUGGAGUGCGAACGGGCUCGCGCGCUUUGACCGUAAAUAA
Saprolegnia parasitica CBS 223.65 is the source of this 474-nucleotide messenger RNA. RefSeq lists its product as hypothetical. The transcript is spliced from 3 exons. The coding region runs from base 7 to 474 and encodes 155 amino acids. The record is from RefSeq and is a predicted model, not a curated record. NCBI's taxonomy places the organism in Eukaryota, Oomycota, Saprolegniomycetes, Saprolegniales, Saprolegniaceae.